Molecule: messenger RNA, 2347 nt
Organism: Dalotia coriaria
Lineage: Eukaryota; Metazoa; Arthropoda; Insecta; Coleoptera; Staphylinidae
Product: nose resistant to fluoxetine protein 6-like
Exons: 12
Coding region: 81-2201 (706 amino acids)
Molecular function (GO): acyltransferase activity, transferring groups other than amino-acyl groups
Source: RefSeq, a predicted model, not a curated record
ACACAUAUACAAUUUUGUUCGGAUGCACGUAUACAUCCUAAAAAAAUAUUGUGAAAAGUUAAUUUCGAUUUUAAUCCAAAAUGGUUUUAAAUAAUUUUUUCGUUAAGUUGUUGUUAAUGGCAUUUUGGGUUCUUGGAGUGUCAGCAGAACUGAGUGUGAACGAUACAAGAGAGUACCAUGAAGUUAUGCAGAAUCUGAAUAACUUUUCUCGGACCUUCUUGCAUUCAUAUAAAGACGCUGAUAUUUCACCAAAUUGUAAAACUGCGAUGACAAAUUAUGGGAAGGGGUUUUUCAAUCAGGAGGAAUGGGCUUUAAAAAUGGUUGAUGCUAUGUCAAAGUUGCAAUCAGGAAUUUUUGACGGCAAUCUCUACAAUUUAGGAGCUUUUGACGAAUGCCUAUCAAUUCGUGACAUUGAGGUCUUCUCACAGCCAGCUGACGGCAGUAUUGCAAUAGAAAUGACCCAAAUUAAUGGAAAAUACUGUUUGGGUAUGGGGAUAUUGCUUGGGAUUCCUAUUUUUUGGGCAAUGUGUGCCCCAGACGCAUGCUCAGCCGAUGAUUUAAACAAAAUCCUACAGAUAAUUCCGGUACCAAUGUUUUUCUCUGAAGAUAAGUGUCAAGAUCCAAGCCAGGAACCAGAAAUCACCGAUGGGGAUAUUGCAGUCAUGGUUGUAUUUGGAAUUAUUUUGGGAAUAAUGGCUGUAUCGUCUUUGUACGAUACGUAUCUUCGAUAUUUUGAAAAAAAAACGGCCCAUCCAUUAUUAUUAGCAUUUUCUGUGGUUACCAAUGGAGAAAAACUCUUUGCAACCACAGAACCCGGUACAAAUUCUGGUCAAUUGGAGUGCCUUUCCGGUAUUCGUUCAAUGAGUAUGAUGUGGGUGAUUCUUGGCCACAUGUUUAGUAAUAUCGCUGGCGUUGCCGUAACGAACAUUGCCAAUAUUAUGGACUUUAUGACUGAUGGUGAGACAAUGUACGUCCGAGGAGCCACUGUUUCUGUAGACAGCUUCUUUCUAUUGGCCGGUAUUGUGAUGAUCUACGUUUAUCUGAAAUCUACCAAAGAGAAACAGACAUUUAAUAUAUUCCUUUAUUAUUUGCAUCGAUAUCUUCGGUUAACUCCAGCUUUAGCCGCAGUUCUGGUCGUACAUCUUACUGUUCUCAAACAUUUUGGAUCAGGACCUCAUUGGCCACAAAUGAUGGCAAACGCAUAUGGUUCUUGCGAGAAAUAUUGGUGGAGUUUAUUGUUGUAUAUUCAAAAUUACACGAAUACCCUAAAAAUGUGUCUUCCACAAAGUUGGUAUCUCUCUGUUGACACACAACUAUUUCUCCUUUCACCACUUGUCUUGUUUCCAAUCAAACGUUGGCCAAGACAUACUCUUGCAGCAGUUGCAGUUGCUGCGGUGGCAUCCAUCUCAACUGGAUUUGCAUUGGCCUGGGUUCACAAACUAAAUGAUAAUCUUCUGACUGCUACUGACGUCGAAAUCGCAGAAAAAUAUUCCGAUAUGUAUUACCAUGCAACAUACUCCCGUGCUGCCCCCUGGUUUAUUGGUAUCAUAAUGGGUUAUAUCAUUUACCAAGUGAAAAUUGUCCGAAAAGAUCAAAAAUUCAAAAUUGGCGUGCCUUUAAAUAUGGCGUUGUGGAUUGCUUCGUUGGCUGUGAUGGCAACUUGUGUAUUUGUGGACAAAUCGCAGGAUGAAUAUGAUCGUCUUGCCAAUUCGUCCUAUAUUGCUUUCGUUCGUCCUGCAUGGGCUAUCGCGCUCUCUUGGGUGAUAUUUUCUUGUGUCACUGGAUACGGUGGUCCUGUAAAUGCAUUCUUAUCAGCUAGAGUUUUUCAAGUCUUGGUCCGACUCACUUAUUCAAUGUAUUUGACGCACUACUCCGUUCUCUACGUACUUUACUCGUCAAUCAAGCAGCCAAUGCCGUUCACGCACGCACGAGUUAUUUAUGAAUACUGGUCGAUUUUCGCAUUGGUUUUUGCAAUCAGCGUUGUGUGGACAUUGUCUUUCGAAUCGCCCAUCAUCAUUAUUGAAAAAUUUAUUUUUGGGGGUGGAAACAAAAAGGGGUCGGUAGUUUCCGCACAUAAUAACCCCAUCGUCGUUAAUACAAAUACCGACACAAUACAAAAUAAUGAAAACCAAAGUUGUGAAAGUGAUGUGCACCAUAAUUCCAACGCCGAAGAUAAUAAUCAAACUGGUGUCGUUAAUUAGGGUCAUAAUUCCGAGAAAACAUCACCAAAUGACAUUUCUAUUGUAUCGUAGUUUCAAUUUAUUAUUUAAUAGCAAUUUAAUAUUUAUAUAAUUUAUAAUUAUAGCAAGUUUCUGAGAAAAUAAAUUAUUUUUAUAAAUAAAUAAAA